Molecule: messenger RNA, 1395 nt
Organism: Onychomys torridus (southern grasshopper mouse)
Lineage: Eukaryota; Metazoa; Chordata; Mammalia; Rodentia; Cricetidae
Product: carcinoembryonic antigen-related cell adhesion molecule 1-like
Biological process (GO): signal transduction; regulation of immune system process
Cellular component (GO): cell surface; plasma membrane
Molecular function (GO): protein tyrosine kinase binding
Source: RefSeq, a predicted model, not a curated record
AUGGAGCUCACCUCAGCCCCUCUCCACAAAGGACAGGUCUCCUGGAGGGGACUCCUGCUCACCGUCUCUCUUUUAACCCACUGGAACUCUCCCACCACUGCCAAAUACAUCACUCUUGAAGCAGUUCCAUCCAUUUUUGCUGUAAGGAAUAACGUUCUUCUAGUUGCCCACAGUCAGCCGUCACAAUACACUGUCUUCUGGUUCAUGGAAGAAAACUCUGUGAAGCAUGACAUAGCCUCAGAGGUCCUUGCAAGAAACAGAGGUACCACACAGGGCAAUCAUCUGUCUGUGGUCAGCACAGCACCGCUACCCAAGUCCAGCAUCACAACCAACAAUUCCACUCCCAUGGAGGGUGAAGACUCAGUAGCAUUAAUGUGUGAGCCUAAGACUCAGAAUACAGCCUACCUGUGGAGGAUAAACGGCCAAAGCCUCUCAGAAGAGGACAGGCUGAAGCUGUCUGAGGACAACAGGACUCUCACUUUACUCAUCCCUGCAAGGAGAGAGGAUUCAGGGGACUAUCAGUGUGAGGUAUCCAAUCCACUCAGUUCCAAGAUGAGUGACCCAUUCCAGCUGGAUGUAAUAGCACUGCUAUCCAAGCCCAGCAUCACAACCAACAAUUCCAAUCCCUUGGAGGGUGAGGACUCAGUAGCAUUAAUGUGUGAGCCUGAGACUCAGAAUACAGCCUACCUGUGGAGAAUAAAUGACCAAAGCCUCUCAGAAGAGGACAAGGUGAAGCUGUCUAUGGACAACAGGACUCUUACUUUACUCAGUGCUGUGAGGACUGACACAGGACCCUAUGAAUGUGAACGGAACCCAGUGAGUGCCUCCCCAAGUGACCCAUUCUCUCUGAACAUUACCUAUUAUCCAGAUGUCCUGAUCAUAUCCUUCUCAAAUAUUCAUUUCCAUUCAAGAACAAACCUCACAUCUCUUGCCAUACAUGCAAACCCGCCAGCACAGUACUCUUGGUUUGUCAAUGGAGAGCUCCAGUCAUCCUCCUAAGAGCGCUUUAUCCCCAAUAUCAAUACUAAUAAUAGUGAAUCCUAUUCUUGCCUCAUCUGUAACAUUUUUCCUGGAGUCAAUAGGACCACAGUGAAGCAAAUUAUAGUCUUAGAACCAGUGACUCCAGCCUCCAUACAAGUCACCAACACCACAUUUGAAGAUAAGCUCUCUGUGUUCCUGACCUGCUUGUCAAACGACACUGGGAUCUCUGUCCAUUGGAUCUUCAAAGGCCAGAGUGUGGAGCUCACAGACAGGAUGAAGCUGUCCAAGAACAACAGCACCCUCCUAAUAUACUCUGUGAGGAAUGAGGAUUCUUGGAUCUAUCAGUGUGAAGUAUCCAAUCAAGUCAGUUCAAAGAGGAGUGAUGCCAUCCAACUGGACAUUACACAUGAAUGA